GCUUGCGCCGUAGAGAGGCAGAUGAAGUGCUACCAACCAUUGAUUCUGCAAGUCAAGUGGAUGACAACCCACUAUUCUUGGCAGCUUUUGCCUCUCCCAUGCCUAACUCCCCACAAUACACUAGCCACCAUCAGCCUCACUGACCUUUCUGUUUUGGAAAUUUUGUAUUAGAUUGUAUUGACAAGAGCCAGCUGCUACUCAAUGAUGGAGAUAGCAAACCUGGAGCUUGGACUUUUUGCCUUUGGAGCCCAGACCCCACCAAGGAAGCACAAUCUUGAUUCUGGAUCAUUCCUCUCGAGUAGAUCGACUGAUUCGCUUGAAGAAAGGACUCGAUGUGUUGAUGUUUCUAAUUGAAAUUUGCUGACUUUUGGGAGAAAGAGGAAGACCUGGUUCCGCCUUUGAGGUCAUCCUUUUGCCCCUUUGUCCCCUUGGGAGUCUGCCGCGAUUUGAGUUCCGCUUGAAGCCUUUCGGUGCGCAUUCGUCCCGUUCCGCCUCGGAUUCCGGUGCUGGUGCUCGCUCUCGAUUAAAGGCACUGCUUCAAUCGAUGGACUCCUACCAACUCUUCUCAGCGACCUCCGACUCCCCCACUGCCGCUGCUGAGCCCGGGAAGUCGAAAUCGGCGGCCGUCGUCCAGGACUCCACCACUUUCGACGGCGAAUUCGAUCCCCAAGUGUUCAUUGGGUUUCUCGAGGUCUUCAUUUACCAGGCUCGCGACAUUCACAACAUCUGCAUCUACCAUAAGCAAGAUGUUUAUGCCAAGCUCUGUCUCACCAGCGACCCCGACGUCGCUGUCUCCACCCGGAUCAUCAACGGCGGGGGGCGGAAUCCGGUCUUCAACGAGAAUCUCCGGCUCAGUGUCCGAACGAUCGAGUCAUCGCUGAAAUGUGAGAUAUGGAUGCUUAGUAGGGUGAAGAACUACCUCGAGGACCAGCUGCUGGGUUUCGCGCUGGUGCACCUUUCGGAUGUCCUCUUAGCUAAAGCCAAGUUGGUGCAGGAGUUCUCCCUCUCAUCUACCGAUCUCUUCCAUUCUCCUGCGGGCUUCGUUCAGUUGUCGCUCUCUUACGUUGGUGCUUCCCCGGAUGUUAUGGCAAUCACGUCAGUGCCAAAAACUGUGAUUACUGAGGCUAAUUUGCCGGAUGCAGAAACUGACGACUCGAUUCCCUGUGAGUAUGAGAAGAUUGAAUUCCCCGACCUGAAGGUGGCUAAUGAAAAUCAACAGAUGGUUUCUGAGUACUUCGGGCUACAGAGCACUGAUAUGGAGACACAAAGUUCAGAGAGCUUGGUGACUUCAGAGAGUGGCAACUGUGUCGACGAUGAUGCAGGGGUGCGCCUUGUGGAAAGCUUCUCAUCCACCAAGAGACUUGGAUCUCUUGAUUCUGAUAAUGCACUGAAAAAUGACACUACCAUAAGCAGUGUUUCCAUGGCUGAAUAUUCUCCUGUAACACUUCCAGUUGCAUCUCAAUCCAUCUCUGAUGUGUUGUCAGUCACAGCAUCUCCAAGCAGAAAAGAUAAGAGCUCAGAGGUCACAGAUGGUGAAGCUGAUUCAUCUGCGCCAUCAAAGGUUGAAUUCAUGAGACCAAUCAUCAGCAUAAACAUUGAGCCAGAGCAGACAGUGGUUCAGCAGGAUAUUGUUGAUAUGUACAUGAAAAGCAUGCAAGAGUUUACAGAGUCAUUGGCUAAGAUGAAGCUUCCCAUGGAUAUGGAGACCAGCAGCAGCCCGAGUGUGGAGAAUGGUAGUCCUGAUAGUGAGAGGAAGGUGACAACACCAAAAGGAAUUGGCUCCAAAGUUUUCUAUGGAAGUAGGGCAUUCUUCUGAAAGUAUUCCUCUCGAGAAACCGCUGAAGAUCUCUUCGGGUGGCACAGUUAUUGGAUUUGCCUGUGUGUACUGCAGCUGCUGGCAACUGCUCCUCAAAUUUCAUGUUCUACUUAUUUGAUCAAAUCAGAAACAGGAGUCUUAUUUUUCUUGUUUUUGGGUUGGACCAGUUCUCUUUUUUCCUUGUCAAAUACGAGGCUUCGUAUCCGCGGUAUAAUUUUCUGAUGCUUGUUUAAGAACUUCUAAGCAUGAAUUAUACAACUCUUGUAUCUCUUUACUAAGUACUAAGCUCUCAAACAUCAGAAUCUAAUGUGCACUUGUUUCUCGAAA
This is a messenger RNA of Musa acuminata AAA Group (dessert banana), 2143 nucleotides long. RefSeq lists its product as uncharacterized. Bases 545 to 1816 code for a protein of 423 amino acids. NCBI's taxonomy places the organism in Eukaryota, Viridiplantae, Streptophyta, Magnoliopsida, Zingiberales, Musaceae. The record is from RefSeq and is a predicted model, not a curated record. The transcript has 3 exons.